AUGACCAAGAAAAUACCAAAAAAUGUUGAGGGGCAUCCGGAAAAAUCUAUACAGAUAUCAAUGGAUGAAGAGGUGAAAAACCACGAAAACUCGAGUAUAAAGGGUCAGAAAAAUAAAAAAGAGAAGCAAAAGAAAAGGAAGAAGAAAAAGAGGAAAUCGAAGAAAAGGGGAAAGAAGGUGAGGAAGAAGAAAAAGAAGAAAAACGGAAAUAAGAAGAAAUCAAGGAAAAAGACAAAACCCAAGCUGCCAAAGGAAUAUCUUGAAGAGCAAGAAGAGGAUAUUGAGCUAUAUAAAGAUCACGAACAGGAGAAGGGUGAAAGUAUGGUAGAAGAUGUAAAUAAAUCAGGUAAAGAUAAAGGUGAAGCGAAAAAUGAUGGAAAUAUUGAAUCUUCUAAGGCAGGUGAAGCUAGAGAUCCAUCCUCUGAAAAUUCUUCAAAAACUGAGAAAGGAGAACUUGUACAUGCCAGUGAUAACAAAAACAUAAAAUGGAAACCAAAGCCAACAGAGGAAGAACGGAUGGAAGGAGAAAAUAUAUCGUUUGAUGAAGAUAAUGACAAGAAAGAAGAAAAAGAGGAACAAAUUAUAGAACCAUCUGAAAAGAAACAAAAUGAAGAAAAAAGCAUACAGUUGAAUAAGAAACAGGAAACAAAGAAAAGGGGAGAAAAGAACAGAAAAUUGAGCAAGAAAAAGAAGACAAAUAAAGAGAUUAAGAGGACAAAGAAAAAUAGGAAUGGGAAGAAUAUAGAAAAGAAUGAAAUGACCAAGAAAAUACCAAAAAAUGUUGAGGGGCAUCCGGAAAAAUCUAUACAGAUAUCAAUGGAUGAAGAGGUGAAAAACCACGAAAACUCGAGUAUAAAGGGUCAGAAAAAUAAAAGUGAGAAGCAAAAGAAAAGGAAGAAGAAAAAGAGGAAAUCGAAGAAAAGGGGAAAGAAGGUGAGGAAGAAGAAAAAGAAGAAAAAAGGAAAUAAGAAGAAAUCAAGGAAAAAGACAAAACCCAAGCUGCCAAAGGAAUAUCUUGAAGAGCAAGAAGAGGAUAUUGAGCUAUAUAAAGAUCACGAACAGGAGAAGGGUGAAAGUAUGGUAGAAGAUGUAAAUAAAUCAGGUAAAGAUAAAGGUGAAGCGAAAAAUGAUGGAAAUAUUGAAUCUUCUAAGGCAGGUGAAGCUAGAGAUCCAUCCUCUGAAAAUUCUUCAAAAACUGAGAAAGGAGAACUUGUACAUGCCAGUGAUAACAAAAACAUAAAAUGGAAACCAAAGCCAACAGAGGAAGAACGGAUGGAAGGAGAAAAUAUAUCGUUUGAUGAAGAUAAUGACAAGAAAGAAGAAAAAGAGGAACAAAUUAUAGAACCAUCUGAAAAGAAACAAAAUGAAGAAAAAAGCAUACAGUUGAAUAAGAAACAGGAAACAAAGAAAAGGGGAGAAAAGAACAGAAAAUUGAGCAAGAAAAAGAAGACAAAUAAAGAGAUUAAGAGGACAAAGAAAAAUAGGAAUGGGAAGAAUAUAGAAAAGAAUGAAAUGACCAAGAAAAUACCAAAAAAUGUUGAGGGGCAUCCGGAAAAAUCUAUACAGAUAUCAAUGGAUGAAGAGGUGAAAAACCACGAAAACUCGGGUAUAAAGGGUCAGAAAAAUAAAAGUGAGAAGCGAAAGAGAAGGAAGAAGAAAAAGAGGAAAUCAAAGAAAAGGGGAAAGAAGGUGAAGAAGAAGAAGAAAUCAAAGAAAAAGACAAAACCAAAGCUGCCAAAAGAAGAUCUUGAAGAGCAAAAAGAGGAACUAAAUCAAGGAAAAGAAAAUAUUAAAUCUUCUAAUGAAGAUAAUGUCAAGAAAGAAGAAAAAGAGGAUAUUGAGCUAUAUAAAGAUCACGAACAGGAGAAGGGUGAAAGUAUGGUAGAAGAUGUAAAUAAAGCAGGUAAAGAUGAAGGUGAAGCGAAAAAUGAAGGAAAUAUUGAAUCUUCUAAGGCAGGUGAAGUUAAAGAUCCAUCCUCUGAAAAAUCUUCAAAAACUGAGAAAGGAGAACUUGUACAUGCCAGAGAUAACAAAAACAUAAAAUUGAAACCAAAGCCAACAGAGGAAGAACGGAAGACGAAACAAACCCCUGAUGCUAGUAAAUUAAAGACAACAAGAGCCAGAGAAAAUAAACCAACAGCAAAGAACGAAAAUACAGCUUAUACAACACAAC
This is a messenger RNA of Lottia gigantea (owl limpet), 2173 nucleotides long. RefSeq lists its product as hypothetical. The annotation marks the transcript as partial. NCBI's taxonomy places the organism in Eukaryota, Metazoa, Mollusca, Gastropoda, Lottiidae. The transcript is spliced from 4 exons. The record is from RefSeq and is a predicted model, not a curated record.